Molecule: messenger RNA, 2996 nt
Organism: Papaver somniferum (opium poppy)
Lineage: Eukaryota; Viridiplantae; Streptophyta; Magnoliopsida; Ranunculales; Papaveraceae
Product: bystin-like
Exons: 11
Coding region: 1354-2691 (445 amino acids)
Biological process (GO): rRNA processing
Cellular component (GO): nucleolus; preribosome, small subunit precursor; cytoplasm
Molecular function (GO): snoRNA binding
Source: RefSeq, a predicted model, not a curated record
UAUGGACUUUAUUGAUGGGUUUCCCUCGUCCAAUAGAAAAAAUUCUAUAUUGGUAGUCGUAGAUCGUUUAACGAAAUAUGCUCACUUUAUACCACUUACACAUCCAUAUUCUGCACAUUCUGUAGCCGAUAUCUUUGUGAGGGAGAUUGUGCGUUUACAUGGCAUGCCAAGAUCGAUUGUAAGUGAUCGAGAUCCCAUUUUUUUGAGUAAGUUUUGGGAGGCUUAUUUCUCUCUUCAGAAUACACAGUUAUGUCGCAGAUCAGCUUAUCAUCCUCAGUCGGAUGGACAAACAGAGGUGACAAAUAGAACUUUAGAGUGUUAUUUGAGGUGUUUUGCGGGAAUGAAGCCAACUGAUUGGAGCAAAUGGUUACCUUGGGCUGAGUGGUGGUAUAAUACAAGCUUUCAUUCAGCCAUUCGAAUGUCUCCUUAUCAGGCAUUGUACAGUCGUCCCCCACCUGCAGUUACAGCUUAUUUACCAGGUUCAACUUCAGUGCACGAUGUUGAAUUAAGUCUUAAGGCUCGUGAUCAUACACUCAAGCUUUUGAAGUCUCAUUUGCAUGAUGCACAGUCCAGAAUGAAAAAAUAUGCUGAUUCGCACCGUACUGAGCGUUCAUUUUCAGUAGAUGAUUGGAUUUAUUUAAGAUUACAGCCUUAUCGUCAAACAACAGUGUCUCAUCAAUCUUUUUCAAAGCUGUCUCCUAAGUUCUAUGGACCAUUCCGCAUUUUGGAGAAAAUUGGGUCAGUUGCGUACAAACUAGAGCUUCCUGCCUCUAGCCGCAUUCAUCCAGUUGUUCACGUAUCUCAGCUUAAACUAAAGGUGGGAUCAACUACAUCUGUGGAACAAGUGUUACCAGACAUUAUUGAUUAUGAAAAGUGGGAACCUGAUUCGAUUUUGGAUCGUCGCAUGUAUAAGAAAGGCAGUGGUGCAGGCACCAGAUGGUUAAUCAAGUGGAAGAAUCAUGCGCAAGAGGACGCAACUUGGGAAGAUGCUGAUGAUUUCAUCGCUAAGUUUCCAGAAUUUGAGGCUUGAGGACAAGCCUGGUUUCGAGCAGGGUGGGAUGUUGCGACCCAACACCAUUCACACUAGUUUACUUAUUUAGGCUUCCCUAUUUCUAGCAUAGUUUGGUUUUCCUUUUUUAUCAGAACUCUUUUUCCUUGUUUUGCAAGUAUGUGCAGCUAUAAAUACUGCCUUAAGUCCUGUAUUCGGGUAACUAAUCAGAAAACCAAAGUUCUGUUCUUUAAAAUUACUCUUCAAGCCGGUGGUUAACCCCAAUAAGGGUUUAUUUAGGGUUCUUAGCUUAUUUUUGUGAGAUACAGGCAAGGAUCCUAACAAUUUGCUUGGAAGAUUUAUCAAUGGAGGCGGGAAAGAUGAUAAACAGAGCACUGCGAAAGCACAAACAACCUGUUUUAACAAAUGAGCCCUUUUCUGCUGUGCCCAAAAAACGAUCUCGCUGUGAUACUAUAAAACACCAUCAGAAAGAGAUGAAAAUGUCAUCAAGCUUGACCUCAAAAAUCUUAAAAGCGGCAUCAUUUCAACAGAAGGAAAUAGAAGAUGAAGCCAGAAAAGAAGAUCCUUUUUUUUCGAUUCCCGAAAAAGUAGGAGGUGUUUCAGAAGAUAGUGAUAGUGAUAGUGAUGAACGGUUCGGCUCAUUAGAUGAAUUAUCAGAAACUGAAAGCCAGUACAAUGAUUAUGAAGUCGAAGUGGAUGAAGAGCAGAUGGAAAUAUUAGAGCAUUUCAUGUCCAAGGCACCUGGUACCCAACUCACAUUAUCUGACCGUGUUAUUAACAGAAUUAAAAAUGCGGAAAGUGUAUCCGCAGAACAGCAACACCAACCACUUCCUCAAAUGGGCAAAGACAUUUAUAAGAGAAUUGGAGAGUAUUUGAGUAGAUAUUCAAGUGGGAAACUUCCAAAAGCUUUCUCAUCCAUUCCUAGAAGUUCACAUUGGGAGGAUGCUCUCUACUUGACUGAACCAGAGAAGUGGUCCGCAAAUGCAAUGUACCAAGCUACAAAUAUAUUUGCCUCCAAUAUGUCCCCCAAAAAUGCACAGCGUUUCUACUCCUCUGUGUUGCUCCCACGAGUAAGAGAAGAUAUCCGAAAGAAUAGGAAACUUCAUUUUGCUCUCUAUCAAGCUCUUAAAAAGUCGGUUUAUAAGCCAGCGGCCUUCCACAAGGGAGUUUUGUUUCCACUCUGCAAGUCAGGGACUUGCAACCUUAGGGAAGCUGUCAUUAUAGGAAGCAUUAUUCAGAAGGUGUCUAUUCCUCCGAAGCAUUCAAGUGCGGCACUCAUGAAGCUCGCAGAAAUGGAGUAUUGUGGCACUACAAGUUACUUUAUCAAGCUCAUUCUUGAUAAGAAAUAUGCCCUGCCUUAUUGUGCUCUUGAUGCUGUUGUCGCUCACUUUAUGAGAUUUCUUGAAGAUUCAAGGGUUAUGCCUGUAAUAUGGCACCAGUCGCUUCUUACUCUUGUCCAGAGGUACAAGUAUGAAUUAACAAAAGAGAAUAAAGAAAACCUUGAGCGUCUCAUUCAGCACCAGAAACACUACAUGGUUACUGAAGAUAUCAGGAGGGAGCUACGGAAUAGUCGGAAUCGUGGGGAAAAGGAAGAUCCCAUGACUAUCUCAUCUCCAUACCGUAAUACACCUGUUGAAGAAGACAGGUUCAACUAUCCUGAAGUAUGUAUGGAAGAGGACUGAUUACUAUGAUGAUCAGCAAAACCCAAUAUCUUGCUCCAAAUCGGUAAUCCCUUUGAACUUUGAGAAACAAGCAUUAUUCCACCACUAGAAACCAAAGGUGCUGUGUGGAAAUCUUACUUAAUAUGCCAAGGUGUGUUUAUAUUACUCAGGGGAUUCCUGGUUAUAUUUAAAGACAAUAUGUGAUUUGGUGGAACUUUAAUCUUUGGUGUAUUUUCAUCAUUAUUUAUUUAUGUGGAACAAAGCUUAUGAAGCUCUUUAAAUUGUUCUUUCUAUUUAUAUAAUUAAGCAACAAUUGAUUAGUGUGC